CCUGAUGGUGUUUGGAAGACCGUGUUAUAAAUUUUAAAUAUUUUGCUUUUUCAAAAAUAAGGAAUGUAAUAAAUAUAUUGAUUUUUUUAUACUUAGUAAAAUUCAUUAGUUAAAAGGUUUAUAAUUUUCGAUUGUUUUGUGUUAUGUCUUAUAUAAAUGCUUACAAAAAUCGGUCUACCAACAAUGGUACGUCCGAAGACGAAAAACAAACUCUAUUGGUUUUUGGAUAUUCGUGUAAAUUAUUCAAAGAUGACGAAAAAGCUCUUUUCAUUGACCAAGGGAAGCAUUUGAUACCUUGGAUGGGUGAUGACACGUUAAAAAUAGAUAGAUAUGAUUGCCGUGGGGCUUUAAGUGACCUACAGUCUGUAGAAGCCUUACCGUUUGGUCAAAGUCGAUGGGAAGGUUUGACAGCCGAUGAAAAGAAAAUUGAACAACUAUGCGACGAAGAAAGGUAUAAAUCUCUCAAUGAUAAGAGUGAAGAAGAAUCAAUUUAUCAAGAGGAAGAACUUAAACGACUCCAUCAGGCUUUAAAUAAUGAUGAAAAAGAAUAUGGGCAAGUUGGUUAUAAAUAUGAGGAUGAAUCUUCAAACAUAUCUGAACUAAAAACUGCAGAUGAUACAGAUUAUGAUCCUGAAUUAGAAGAAGCUUUUAUUCCACCGAGGGAAUUAGAAAUUCCUUCUAAUAUGCAUGUGCCCCCAACAAAAAAAUUAAAUGCUAUUAUUGAAAAAACAGCAUUGUUUAUAUCUAAGCAUGGAGCACAAAUGGAAGUUUUGUUGAAGGCUAAACAAGCACAUAAUCCUCAGUUUGAAUUUUUGUCAUACGACAGGCCACUUUACCCCUAUUAUCAACAUGUACUUUCAGCUAUCCGGUCUUGCCGUUAUAACCCUACACUUGCUAAUGAUAGUGCAGAAGAUUCAUUAGAUUCCUCAAAUGAAGAAAGUUACCUUCAUCCAAGCCUAUUAAAAAGUGCAAAACAACCAGAAACGACGCCAUUUAUACCAAACAUAACAUACAAACCUUCUGCUGACUGUUCAUACUCAUUACUGGUAAACAAAAUUAAAGAGAAACAAUCUGCAAUGCCUGUAGAGGAAACCAUUAUAAAUGAAGUAGAAACUCCUUCCAUAAAUGUAACUACAUCAGAGUUUGAUGGACUUACUAAAUCAGCUAGACGGCGGCUGAAAAAAAAAUUAGUUUCUCAAUCUACAUUAAAUGCUUCAAAUUCUCCAGAUACAGAUGAUAAUGAAAUAAUAGAUGAACUAAGCUCAGUUGAGGCAACUGCUAAUACUAAGUCAGAAUCGGAAAUUUCCAAUCCAGUUCAACAAAAUGUUUCAGUUGGUAUUGAUGUGCCGCCUAAUGAUUUACAAAUCAUUAUUGACAAAAUGGCUUCUUAUGUGACAAAAAACGGAAAACAGUUUGAAGAAACUGCUCGAAAAAGACAGGAUCCAAGACUGAAAUUCCUGGAGCCUGAUGACUGUUUUAAUGCAUAUUAUACUCAAAAGCUUAAAUUGUAUGCCACAAUUAAACGAUUAGAACAAACGGCUCCAUUAAAAUUAAAUGUGGAUUCUAAAUCAAAUUCCAAAUUACCUGUGUGUUUUUCACUAAAAAAACAAAAAGAAUCUGAAGCUGUAGAGAUAAAAAAAAGUGCUCUUGAAGAUAGUUCUAACGAAACAAGUGAUGAUGAACAUAAAAAAGAUCGUAUUGAUACAACAGAAUUAAAUCAUAUUAAAUUAAAUAAAUCUUCCUCUGUCAAAAAAAAUCUAUUACAAAAUACAGCUAAAUUAGCUGAAGAAAGAUUAAAAGACAAAUUAGCUAUGGCAGCAAAAGAAAAACUUUCUAUGCUAGAAAGAGAACGUACCAAAAAAGAAAAAGAAAAAAUUCAAGCUGAAAGAAAAAGAAAAGCUGCGCAAUUUUUGGCUUCUAUGAAAAUAAUAUCAUCAUCUUCAACAAAUUCAAAUGCCACUAAGCCUAAUGAAAAGCCAGACACUCAAAUUUUAGAUUUGCCAGUUCAAACUUCUGUUGUGAAUACUGUGGAUCAGACAACUUCUAUAGAUGAAAAAAAUGGUUUACUAGAUGAUGUAAAGGAUUUAAACAAUCAACCACUGUCUUCCAAAGUACAAGAAAUAAUAUCUAUUGGUUCUAGUGAUGAAGAUAUAUCUAAUGAUGGUCAUUUAAAUAAAAAUAUAAAUGGAAAUAAAAGUAGUAAAUUAUCUUUACAGUCCAGACUCCAAGAAACAUUAUCUAAAGAUAAUAAACGCAAAAACAUAGAAAGGUAUGAGAUAGAAAAAGAUAAUUACAAACGAAUAAAGAAUUAUGAUGAAAGUAAAGAAAAAACCCCAGAUCAUCGGUAUUCAUCUCGUGACAGAGAUCGAAGUAGUAGACGAUCAAAAAAGUCUCAUUCUAGUCAUCAUAGUUCUUCAAAAGAUCACAAAAGAGAACGAGGUAGUAGACGAUCCAAACAUAAACAUAAAUCAAAAAAGUCCAAGAAACAUUCACGAAGUCAUAAUUCAGAUUCAUCAGAUAAUAGUUCCAAUACAAACAACAGUCGUUUUUCAUGAUUUUAUUUUUUUUUAAAUGGUAUUCAAUAAUAUAACCUUAAGUUCAAUGUAUAUACUUGUAAAUGUAUUGAUGUAAACUUUAUUUAUGUUUAGUAUAUUGUUAACGAGCUUCAUUCUUUGUAUUAUAAAUCCAACUUGUAAUUAUAUUACUAUUUAAACCAAUAAAUGAUACUAUUUUGAGUAAUUA
Melanaphis sacchari is the source of this 2742-nucleotide messenger RNA. RefSeq names its product protein suppressor of white apricot (gene su(w[a])). Gene Ontology annotation, biological process: RNA processing; mRNA 5'-splice site recognition. The record is from RefSeq and is a predicted model, not a curated record. Gene Ontology annotation, molecular function: RNA binding. The transcript has 14 exons. Bases 144 to 2555 code for a protein of 803 amino acids. NCBI's taxonomy places the organism in Eukaryota, Metazoa, Arthropoda, Insecta, Hemiptera, Aphididae.